CACACGCUCUCGCACAUGCGCACACACAAUGACACACACACACACACAUAGACAGACAAACAUACUCACACGCACACACACACACACACGCUUCCUGCUUCUCUAGUGUAAUGUGCAGUUCAAAGUGCUGGAAGGGAUUUAAAGAGAAAAGCAUGAAAGAGAAGAUGGCUCAACCCGGCACAGGAGAGAGGACCCUGAAUCUUGGGGGGGGUGAGACAGAGGGGGGGGGAGGGAGAGAGAGACAAGAGGGAGGGGGAGAGAGAGGAAGGCAAGAUGUAUGCAGGGGGAGUUCUAACAGACUCCCCCAUCCCUCUCCGUAUCUCUCUCUCCCUCCCUCCCCCUCUCGCUCUCUCUCUCUCUCUCUCUCUCUCUGGCAGCGGCUGUGUUAGUGUUGCAGUGUUAGGGUGAGGGAGCGGAGUGAAGCUCUGUCACUGUGUCCGUGUCUCACUGAGGAGUACAGCUCUGUCACUCUGUCCAUGUUUGACUGAGGGGUACAGCGUCUGGAGAAACUGUGUUGCGUGCCGUGGGGUGGGGGCCUGAGACUGAGGUGACGAGCGUGGGGGGGGGCCAGUUUACGGACACGGGAACACUCUUCUCCUUCAUUUCACACUGGGACAGCUGGAGCAUCACCAGGAACACAAAGUUCUUUGUUUGGAUCAGACUACACACACGUGUACCUGCUCGUAUUUGACAGGUGUCCAGAGCAUCUUGUGUGUUUUUACGUGCUUUGCUUAGCUAUUGUAGACUUGUGUGUUUUUACGUGCUUUGCUUAGCUAUUGUAGACUUGUGUGUUUUUACGUGCUUUGCUUAGCUACUGUAGACUUGUGUGGUUUUACGUGUCCUGCUUAGCUACUGUAGACUUGUGUGUUUUUACGCGUCCUACUUAGCUACUGAAGACCUGUGAGGUUGUGCCUGGUGUUUCAGUCUCUAUUCAGUAUUUGUGGGUUUUUGUGCCAACAGUGUGUGUUCAGUGGGACUGACAAACUGGAUUAACGGUGAGAGUAGUCUGUUCUUGUGGGGACUGGUGGGAUUAAGCGUGAGACUAGUCUGUGCUUGUGGGGACUGGCGGGAUUAAGGGUGAGAGUAGUCUGUGCUUGUGGGGACUGGCGGGAUUAAGGGUGAGAGUAGUCUGUGUUUGUGGGGACUGGCGGGAUUAAGGGUGAGAGUAGUCUGUGUUUGUGGGGACUGGCGGGAUUAAGGGUGAGAGUAGUCUGUUCUUGUGGGAACUGGUGGGAUUAAGCGUGAGACUAGUCUGUGCUUGUGGGGACUGGUGGGAUUAAGGGUGAGAGUAGUCUGUGUUUGUGGGGACUGGUGAGAUUAAGGGUGAGCGUAGUCUGUGAAGUGCAGUCGCUCAGCGCCUUGCUGGAAUCGGUCCAUCUGACCCGCAGCUUCGCUGAGUCUCCUCAACAUCUGCAGAGUGUUGGGCUGGCCAAUCAGGGGCCACAGUUUAGAAGCGUAGUCAGCCUUUUCUUUCCAGGAUAGGUUAGGGAGGGGGGCAGCAGGGUGGAAGUUAGGCCAGAGUGGGGCGUGUCUGUGGCUGAAGGGGAAUCGGUGGGCUGCACGUAGGCAUAGAGGGUUGGUGGCAUAUGAGAUGGCGCCCCCUGCUGGACACUUCUGGGUGAUGCUGUGCCCGGCCUCCUGCCUGCCCCUCUUACGCGAGUUGUCCCAGUGGCGCUGCCUGCUGGGAUGGCCACGCCCACACAGGGUGAGUGGCACCCGGCCCAUCUGCCGUGCCACUCCUCUUCCUGGGAGAGGCUCCGCCCCCUCAUUCCGCGAGUAUGCCUCUGCUGGCUGCCUGCUGUCACUGCACCACAGUGAGAAGCCGGAGCACGAGGAGGUGUGUGAGUUUCGGCCGUACUCCUGCCCGUGUCCCGGGGCGUCCUGUAAGUGGCAGGGCUCGCUGGAGGCGGUGAUGCCCCACCUGAUGCACGCCCACAAGUCCAUCACCACGCUGCAGGGCGAGGACAUCGUGUUCCUGGCCACGGACAUCGACCUGCCGGGGGCGGUGGACUGGGUGAUGAUGCAGUCCUGCUUCGGCUUCCACUUCAUGCUGGUGCUGGAGAAGCAGGAGAAGUACGAGGGCCACCAGCAGUUCUUUGCCAUCGUGCUGCUCAUCGGCACGCGCAAGCAGGCCGAGAACUUCGCCUAUCGUCUGGAGCUCAACGGCAACCGCCGCCGCCUCACCUGGGAGGCCACGCCCCGCUCCAUCCACGACGGCGUGGCCGCCGCCAUCAUGAACAGCGACUGCCUGGUGUUCGACACCUCCAUCGCCCACCUCUUCGCCGACAACGGAAACCUGGGGAUCAACGUCACCAUCUCCAUGUGCUGAGAGGCGGGGUUUGGCGGGUUUGUGUGCUGAGAGGCGGGGUUUGGCGGGUUUGUGUGCUGAGAGGCGGGGUUUGGCGGGUUUGUGUGCUGAGUGGCGAGGUUUGGCGGGUUCGUGUGCUGAGUGGCGAGAUUUGGCGGGUUUGUGCGCUGAGUGGCGGGGUUUGGCGGCUCCUCUGGAGUUUGGGGUGCCGUACAGAAGAGUGGGUGGGGUCGGAUGAGAGCGGAGGUCAGAUUUGUGUGUCUGUGUUUGUUCCUGGGGCCAGUCCCCCCCCCCUCACUGAGGCCUGGCCCGGUGCAGGAACAUGGCCCCUGGGGGAGUGAGUGCCUGGAGGACAGACGGGCCUAUGGGUGGACAGGUGUGGAUUCGGGGCAUGGCCAGUUCCAGGUGUGUCCUGGGCAUUGUGCCCCCGUUGGCUUGGGCGCGUAUUCAGGAGGGGGCUGAGGUGUGCUGGGAUGUCCUGACUCACCUGCAUCUGAAAGUAGCCCUGUGUGUAUGUGUGUGUGUGUGUGUGUGCGUGUGUGUGUAUCAGCAAGUACCAUGAAGUACGGUAUGUGCAGAAAAAGUACACUGGGCAUUAGUUCAACAAUCAGCAUAGAAAUUAUGCCACUUUGACCCUAUAAUGACAAUGAAUUAGCUGAUUUCCAAGUCUGUUAAAUACUGUAGUGGAUAUUCUGAUGAUGACGAUGAGGGUCCAGUGCCUUGUAUGUAGGGCUGCAUGUUGGUUAUGAAGGCUGUGAAAAGACUGCAUGUCUGGGAAGAGAAACAGUGGAAGGGCGUUUUUACCUGAGUGGUUUCUGACGUGUCACCUGGCUGCCCACACGGAACGGAAACGUCUUAAGAUCGGAUUUACAGUCUAACCCUGACCCUAACCUGCCGAAGACUUCAGAUUAUCAGGUCAACUCGGAACUGUGAGAGAAAGAAGAGCUGCAUUUGAUGGGUCUUCACAGAGAUGGAUCCUCACAGAGAUGGGUCUUCACAGACAUGGGUCUUCACAGAGAUGGAUCCUCACAGAGAUGGGUCUUCACAUAGAUGGGUCUUCACUGAGAUGGGUCCUCACAGAGAUGGGUCUUCACAGACAUGGGUCUUCACAGAGAUGGAUCCUCACAUAGAUGGGUCUUCACAGAGAUGGGUCCUCACAGAGAUGGGUCUUCACAGACAUGGGUCUUCACAGAGAUGGGUCCUCACAGACAUGGGUCCUCACAGACAUGGGUCCUCACAGAGAUGGGUCCUCACAGAGAUGGGUCUUCACAGAGAUGGGUCCUCACAGAGAUGGGUCUUCACAGAGGAACACAUGAGAAAACAGAAUAAUGUUGAGUGAAAAUACAAAGGUCUGAAUGUCUUAAUUAUUCUGUACAUUGAGCUCUUGUCCUCACUUUGUAUUUUACCAAACACAGGUAAUGAAAACGUGUAGUGUGUGUGUGUGUGGAUGUGUGUGUAAAUGCAUUUCAUUGAAUGGAUGUGUGUGACCGCUUUCUUGCCUAACUUUUCCUUCUUUUAAAAUGGGGGCAGUUGGUAAAAACAGCAGGGACUGAGCAGUUGCUCCCCUCACACUGACAGGAAGUUGUUAGAGUUCACACUGUGAUUACUUCCUGUUUCCAGUGCUGGUCCUGGGCACUGAGUUAGUUUUUAUUUCCACACAGGUCACCCUCUCCUGCCUUUUUACUGCUUCAGGAAAUCCCACCUGGGUUUCAGCGGACAUCUUAAGCGAAACACAUUUUGUAAAUGUAUGUAAUGCUGAUCCUGACAGGACUGUGUAACACCCAGAUUUCUACAGUUUGUAAAAGCUGCUGAGGAUCUUUUCAUUUCCUCCUGUUGGUCAGUAGCCCAUUAAGCCUUACUUACCUGUACAGGUAUAAACAGCUCUGCACUUUGGACCGACAGCUUCUGAGCAGGUCAGGUCACCCAGGUGCAGUGUUCUGAAGGGAAUCUGCGGAUCCCCAGGUGAAAUGCAUUGUGGGGGAAAACACGCUCUUAGGUGACUCUAUAAUGCUCACCUUACUGAGCCCAAACCCCACCUCCUGUACAGUACAACACAAACCUACCGUAAACAAAACUCUGAAAUACCUCUGAUCAUGGACACGUCUGUACUGGGACUGAUGGAGUUCAGCAGGACUCCAGGUCCUGCCCGUUAUGGAGCUGAUCUCCCCUCUGUGGAAGGUGCCUGUUCCAACAUUUUAUUUUAUAAAUGACUAUAAAAUAUGAUUAACAUUUAUACAGUAUAUUUCAACAGAAUUGUACACAAAAAUAUCUUUGUGUUAUUUUAAGUCAUUAUUUGUCAGUGACUUUCCUACCUGCACACACACCUCAGAUUCCCAUGCGAGCAGCGUUUCUUCAGUGGGAAACGCUGCAGAAUCACCAGGCUGUUUAACGAAGAACUGAGUCGUUAAGUGAUCUGCAUAAACAGGUGCUUCUCUCAGAACGUUUUCGUCCACAUGAACAGCAGCCCCCACCCACAGUCCCGGUUUCUCUUCAGUAACGAGUGACCUGGACAAAGUGUGUGUGCUGAAUCUGAUGUUCCGGGGACACGGGGUGUGUGAAGUGUAUUCGGGAGUGGACUGUUGUUCCGGGGACACUGGGUGUAUGAAGUGUAUUCGGAACUGGACCUGCUGCGGGGUUGCCCCUUGGUGUGCGAAGAGAAGCCGGCUGAUCACUGCGGGAUGUUGCCGCUCAUCAAAGCAGGCUUUCAGGACUCCGUUCCUCACCCUGCUGAAUUCCAGAGCCACACCUCACUGGCUCUAUUACACAAAAUUUGUUUAAAAAAAAAACAAAAAAAAAAAACAGCCUUCCGUGUUCAAUUGGCAAAUGGCAGAAAUACUCUUCAUGAUUUCUGUAUGACCCACUCCAUUGUGCCCUGACCAAUGUUUAAUGUUCAUUUGAAGAGGGGAAGAAAGUGCUGUAGCUAUGAGGUCAGAUUGUGUAACUGCUCCUUAGCCGAGCCCUGCCUAACAUAAACGCACUUCAGCCGAGAGAUGUGGGCUUAAAAAAAAAGGAACACAACAAAAGCAGUUGUAUGACAUGCGUCGAGAAAGACUUGUAUCUGUGUAUCGCAUUAUUUGCAAAAUCGAUUGUGAUCAAUUUAUGAUCAAAGCAUCUUCUUGGAUCUGGUCCUCUGUUUGUCAGUGUUGUAAGUAUACGUAAUCAUGGUUUCUGUGGCAAUUCAUCAUUGAUUGUAAUUAUGAGUAUUUACAAUUCUGUAUGUGUACAUUGUAAAUGUUAUAUUUACAAUAUUAUAAUUUUCCCUUGUUGAUGUAUAUAAAAGUGCUUUUUGGAAAUACGUGGAUAAGCAGAUGGAGAUAUUUGAUGACACAGGAGUGUAUAACCACACACGUCAUUAAUUUUAAUUAAGUCCCAAAGGAUGUGUGUUUGAUUAGUUGCUGCUGCUUAUGAAGAGCUGGGGUUAUACCUCAGUCGAUAAAUACGGAUGUCAAGGUUGAUAAUUUCCAGCAAAUAAGGAUACAAAAGCUCAGCAGUUUUUAACUUGAUCACUAGUGAAAUAAGUCUCUGUCUCAUCGCUCUCUAGCGACCCCUGCUGGUCAUCCAGGUGCUGCGGUCUCUUUGCUGAAACACACGAGUCUUCCUGUAUUGGCGUCUGUGCAGCCGGGCUCGUGGGUGGCAGUGUGAAAAGAAGCCGCUGGCGACGCGGCUGGCGUUAUCGCGCGCUUCAGCGCUGAGCGUGGAGCGUGUCUGUCAGCGCUGAGCGUGGAGCGUGUCCGUCAGCGCUGAGCGUGGAGCGUGUCUGUCAGCGCUGAGCGUGGAGCGUGUCUGUCAGCAGUCCGAUAUCCGCCACGCGGACUGCAGCGCGAGCGAGUACAGCCGCCACUUCCAUACCGGGCAGAAAAAUGAGGGGAAAUCAGAGAAUGUAUAAACCAAUAAAUUAUAUUUACCUUUUUAGAUGUCACCAAUUUUAUAAUAUGGGAUUUUAAACACAUCCUUCUGCUGUAAAAUUUAAGACGCACUUACCCAGCAAGAUUAGUGUUUUUAUGAUCUGUAACUUUUGUACCCGACACAGCUGAGACGGCUCCCCUUCAUAGGUUCAGAGCUCCUGCUCCUCCUCAUUCGACUGCAGGUGUGAGCUGUGGGGGGAUUAGGGGGACCGGUGGCCGUGGUUUGAAGGUUUAAACUGAGAAUAAUCGCCUCCUUUUCUACUCUAUUCUCCCGUUUCUACAUUUUCAGACACUAUCAUUUUACAAUGAUCCACCCCAUUCUCCUUUGAAAAGUCUGAAAUAUAUUUGAUGCUAAUUUAAUUUAUUAAUUACUAAAUUGUGUUUGUGCAGGUUUUCUUUGCUCUCUGCUAGAUAACUGACAGUACUGACGUGGCUUUGAGAUUGAUUCAGUGUAAUGUUAGUAAUGGAGAUAAGUUGCUGUUGAAUCCCUGUUGAGCAGGUGUUUGUGUUGUACGUGUCUUUGUUUGGUAUAAUGUGCCCAAUUUCCGUUCAUGCAAGUGUAUUACAUUUAUGUGUUUGUUAGACGUGAAAUAAUUAGUGGUAGAAUAUUUUGUUUGAUGUUAACUGUAAUUUAAGUUUUUCAGAUUUUUUCCCCCAAAGAACACUUAUUUGAAGAGCGCAAAGAAUUAUUCUCUUGUAAUACCCAUAGGAAAAAAAACUAAUUUUGGUCUUUAUCUCUUGCAGUUCAAUUAAAUACAGUUUAUACA
This is a messenger RNA of Anguilla anguilla (European eel), 6980 nucleotides long. RefSeq names its product seven in absentia homolog 2 (Drosophila)-like (gene siah2l). The coding region runs from base 1592 to 2329 and encodes 245 amino acids. Gene Ontology annotation, biological process: proteasome-mediated ubiquitin-dependent protein catabolic process; multicellular organism development. Gene Ontology annotation, molecular function: ubiquitin conjugating enzyme binding; zinc ion binding; ubiquitin protein ligase activity. NCBI's taxonomy places the organism in Eukaryota, Metazoa, Chordata, Actinopteri, Anguilliformes, Anguillidae. The record is from RefSeq and is a predicted model, not a curated record. The transcript has 2 exons. Gene Ontology annotation, cellular component: cytoplasm.